Linum trigynum is the source of this 1065-nucleotide messenger RNA. Lineage: Eukaryota; Viridiplantae; Streptophyta; Magnoliopsida; Malpighiales; Linaceae. The record is from the annotation of a GenBank genome assembly.
CAUGUUGGUCAAUUUCAGCCAAGGCUUUGCGGAGAUCAGGCCUUCUAGAUGCUCAACUACAUCGUAAUGCGCCCUGGCCAUCUGAACAGAGGCAGGGACCUCCUUGGCCGCCUUGACAGGGACGUCCACCGGCACCUUGACAAGAGGGCGCCUGGACUGAAAGUAGGGAGGAAUCACCUGGCAAGUGUGCGGUCUUGGAUUUCUUCCCCUGACCGCGCAAAGUACCACCUGCCCUCUUCCAAGAUGCGGCGGAAGAAGGGGAAGGAGGAGUGCUCACCCCGGCAGUUUCCCGAGGCGUGGAGGUGGAGGAUGGAGUCGAGGCAGAUGAGGCGCGGCGCUCUGAGUGCGGCGAGCCAUGUCAUGCCGCCUCGCCUGCUGAACCGGCUGGUAAAGAGGAGGCGCUUGCGGUCGUUUCACACCGCACCCUGUUGGGUUGCACCCUCUUCGGCCGAGGCGCCUGGUCGGUAGGAGCGGGGCGGCCAGCAUUCACGUUCCGGAGAAGGUCGAGCUUCAACCUUAUUAGGUUGGUCACCGAGGUGAAAUCGGUCCCUACAACAUAUAAAAGAACAAAAGCGCAUGAGAACAACAAACCACAACAUCAGUGAGACGCACAGGUAACAAAAAGGCGCAUAGCUACCAUCGCCAUAGAAUUCGGCGAGAACGCGAGCGUAUUCUUCUCCUGACUCGAGGUCAAUAAGCUGAGCGUAUUUUGAGAGUUUGCCUGUGGAGCAAUUAUCUGGUUUGUGGCGUUUGAGAUCAGUGGAUAUCAGUGAUUGCACAAACUUGAUUGGUUGGUCUGGUCUAAGAGAACUAGCGCCAGAAGUACACAUACUGAUGUGAAAUUGGGGAGCUAGAUUGUCUGUCAAUUAUUUUUGCAGUGGGUGAAUUUCUUCUCAGGUGAAUCUCUUUGGUGUGGGUAUAGGCUGAUGAGGAUCUGGUGGAAUGCGGAAUGUCUUAGAAUGUGAUUAAGAGAGUAAUUUGGUCAUUCUCAUCGUAUGGUUGCAGAGGAUUAUUGGAUUUUGUUAGAAUGUGAUUUAUUAGGGGCAAUAAAUCACCUUAACAGAU